AGCACAGGGAGACAGGCGCCUUUUCUGAGCUCAUGUUGUCAGGCAAAAAGUUGCCGUCAAAUAAGCAUUAAUUUUUAAUCACCACAUCAAAAGAGGUACACUCGUAAGGCUCACUUACAUAUUAUGGCAACUAAAAAGAAGCGGACACACCGUGCAAACACGGACAGUUGGGUGGUCAUUACCGCUGACUCUGUCAUUGACACACAGAAGCAUGACAGUGACCCAGCUUUUGUGAGACUAAGGAAUCCCUCUACAGAUGCAGCAUCUUUGUAUAUGCUGGGGAGCGGUAACGUUCAGCUCUUUGAGGUCAAAGCAUUUGAAGAAGAUUUCCACUCCUGGUUUGUUGGCCAGACUGUACAGAGAGAUGGGAGGCUUCUUUUUGUUACACAGAUGGAUCCACUCUAUCUAAUUUUACCCUAUUUGAUUAAAUCUGGCAAAGAGGGGAAGUUUCAGCCAGUGAAUCAAGUUGUUAUGGAUGAAGAAUUCCCAGCUUGUUCAAGGCUGCUGAGCUGCACACGUUCUCUGGCCUCCCUUCACCACAUUGCAGAAGAAAAAGAGGUGGGCAGCCUGAAAUUCCAUCGGUACAGUCAAGAGAAGACACUGAAUUGGUUAAAGAAGAAGGUGGAGAGGACGGUCACUGCACUCAAAAAGAGACAGAUCUCCGUUGGUGAAGGAGUCAAAUCUUCAACAUUUGUAAGAGUGAAGAAAGAGUCUGACUACAAUGAGGAGGACAGCCUCCGCUACGCCCAUGGCCUGAUUUCAGAGUACAUCAGUGAAGACCUGAGCAAAGCGCUCCUCAGACAUUUGGAGUUACCGGAGCUCACAAGCCCAAAAGAGACAGAGCCUCCUUCAAAGAAGCGGAAACUUUCAGACAAUCCGGUGGAGGCCGGAGAGGACUACACCAAAUUCAACAGUGCAGAUUUUGCAAGGAAACCGCCUAAGAAGAUGACUACAGCUCAGAAAACUCUGGCCAAGGUGGACAAGACUGGCAUGAAGCCCAUGUCGUCGUUCUUCAGCCCCAAGGCCAAAACAGAACAGAAAUGAAUGAUGUACGGCUUCUGGUUUGUAGAUUACGUUUGUAAUAAAGAAGAGAAAACCUAA
Messenger RNA from Cheilinus undulatus (humphead wrasse), 1101 nucleotides. RefSeq names its product ribonuclease H2, subunit B (gene rnaseh2b). Gene Ontology annotation, cellular component: nucleoplasm; ribonuclease H2 complex. The transcript has 11 exons. NCBI's taxonomy places the organism in Eukaryota, Metazoa, Chordata, Actinopteri, Labriformes, Labridae. Gene Ontology annotation, biological process: ribonucleotide metabolic process; RNA catabolic process. The coding region runs from base 124 to 1044 and encodes 306 amino acids. The record is from RefSeq and is a predicted model, not a curated record.